This is a messenger RNA of Poeciliopsis prolifica (blackstripe livebearer), 4161 nucleotides long. It is a transcript of the gene slc35a2, whose product is annotated as solute carrier family 35 member 2. NCBI's taxonomy places the organism in Eukaryota, Metazoa, Chordata, Actinopteri, Cyprinodontiformes, Poeciliidae. Gene Ontology annotation, cellular component: Golgi membrane. Gene Ontology annotation, molecular function: UDP-galactose transmembrane transporter activity. The record is from RefSeq and is a predicted model, not a curated record. Bases 749 to 1702 code for a protein of 317 amino acids. The transcript is spliced from 7 exons. Gene Ontology annotation, biological process: pyrimidine nucleotide-sugar transmembrane transport.
UCUUUCUUUGUCUUUCUCUCUCUCUCCUCCUCCCUCUUUUCCUCUGUCUUUCUCCUACAGAGUGAUACCUCCUGUCACUCAGUCCAAUCUCCGCAUCCGUAGUCCGAGUGACUUCCGGGACAGAUCAGCGCCUCAACGCAGUUGUGGUUUUCCGCGGUUCCGCUGCUCAGCUCCGGUCAUUUCGAUCUGACUCGCCCGCCUCAGCCUCCCGCUACCAGAACCAGAACCAGAACCGGCCGGAGACUCGGAGCGCCGACCGGUCCGCCACGGCUAGCGGGAGGCUAGCGCGAGGCUAGCGCGAGGCUAGCGGGAGGCUAGCCGUGCAGGCAGCAGGCAAAGGUUCGGUCCGGACGGGCAGAAAGGCAGCAUGCUGGGCGGCAGCAGCAGCAAGGCCGGGGAGGUUCCGACCCGGAGUCAGAGUGAAGAACUGCAGGAGAGAGUUUGACAGGUUCUAUGGAGGCCCGGUGGGCCCAUUCCACCUUAAAUAUGCGGAGCUUAAGGUGGAAUCAGCAGUUUUGGUGACGUGGAGCUCGACUCAGGUGUGGCUGGGGAGGGGGGAGGGGAGUGUUGAGGAUGAUGAGGAAGAGGCAGAAGCAGCUGGUCGAGUCCAGACAAUCAAGCAGCCAACAGGAAGUUGAAGUACAUCAGCCUGGCGGUCCUGGUGGUCCAGAACGCCUCGCUCAUCCUCAGCAUCCGCUACGUCCGCACGUUGCCGGGCGACCGCUUCUUCACCACGUCGGCCGUCGUCAUGGCGGAGGUCCUGAAGGUGACGACGUGCCUGAUCAUCGUCCUGCUGCAGAAGAGAUGCGCCCUGAAGGAGACGCUGUGGUUCCUGCUGGACUCGGUCGUCCUGCAGUACCAGGACACGCUGAAGCUGGCCGUGCCGUCGCUCAUCUACACGCUGCAGAACAACCUGCAGUACGUCGCCAUCUCCAACCUGCCGGCCGCCACCUUCCAGGUGACCUACCAGCUGAAGAUCCUCACCACGGCGCUCUUCAGUGUCCUGAUGCUCAGGAAGUCUCUGUCCAGAGUCCAGUGGUUUUCCCUGCUGCUGCUGUUCGCCGGCGUCGCCAUCGUCCAGGUGCAGCAGGAGGGAAAGAAGGAGGCGGCGGUUUCUGACGCCUCCAACCAGAACUAUAUGGUGGGUCUGGUUGCCGUGGUGGUCAGCUGCCUGUCGUCUGGCUUCGCCGGCGUUUAUUUUGAGCGGAUCCUGAAGGGCAGCUCUGCGUCGGUGUGGAUGAGGAACGUGCAGCUGGGCGUCUUCGGCACGGCGCUGGGACUGCUGGGAAUGUGGUGGAAGGACGGCGCCGCCGUGGCCGAGCGCGGCUUCCUGUUCGGCUACACCGGCAUGGUGUGGUGCGUCAUCUGCAACCAGGCGUUCGGCGGCCUGCUGGUGGCCGUGGUGGUGAAGUACGCCGACAACAUCCUGAAGGGCUUCGCCACUUCCUUCUCCAUCGUCGUUUCCACGGUGAUGUCCGUCUACCUGUUUGGCUUCCACGUGGACCUGCUGUUCACCGCAGGGGCGGGGCUCGUCAUCGGCGCCGUCUACAUGUACAGCCUCCCCAAGGCGCCCGGCGGCCUCCCGGACCCCGAACCCUCCUCUUCCUCUGCGUCCGCUGAGCUGCCGAGGAAGGGCGGAGGCGGCGAGAUGGAGGCGUUUCUGCCAAAAGCUCCUUCCCCAGCCGCCAGCGCCACAGACUAAUUCCUGGAAGCUGAGCCGGAAGGAGCUGGAGCGCCCCCUGCUGUUCUCUCUGCCUUAAAACUCUUUGCUAUCUGAAAGAAGCGCCUUACACUGAUUGGGUCCUGCUGGGUAGUUGCUGAUUGGUUGGUCUGUGUGGGGGCGGGGCCGCCUGCAGACUGUACGGUGCCUUUUCCUCUCGUCUGAAGCCAUAGGGUGGCGGUUCUGAUCCCGGCCUGGCGUAGCCCGGUCCGGUCCGAUUGCUCGCUGGGAGUGUGCUCAUUGAUUGGAGCAUUUUUAAUUCUUCAACUAAUCUGUGAUGUUUGUUGUUGGAGGGGGGGUCUGUCUGAAGGCAGGGUCAAGGGUCAUUGUUUCAUUUUUGUCUCCAUUAAGACCUGAUAUGUUCCUGAAAACCUAAGCAGGUCCAGAAGGAUUCACCAGAACCUUCAUGUCAUAACCCAAACCACCAGAAGAUGGCGCUGUCCGAACAUCACAUGUAGAAAAAUAUUCUCUCUAAAAGUCUAAAAAUGAGCUCCAAUCUUUCUGCUGCCGGAUAUUCGGCAUUUUGUGGAAAACCGUCACAUUGUGCCAUGUGGGCGGAGCCAUGUGGGCGGAGCCAUGUGGGCGGAGCCAUGUGGGCGGAGCCAUGUGGGCGGAGACAGGAGUUAAUCUCUGUCCCGCCCACAUCCACAUGUUGUCACCGCCAGGUUUUCCUUUCACAAAGAAAGCAGGAAUAUUGUUCAGCCUCAGUAAAAAGAAAGUACACCCUCACAGUUUUGUCCAGUGGUCCAUUAAACUGAGAUCAGAUGAAAUUUAGUAGAACAGAAAUAAAACCUACAGAGACCAAAUCAUAUCAGAAUUUUAGUUUUCAAAACCAUAAAUAACCCAGAAGUGUUUAUAAGACAGAACCACCGAGAAAGUGUUUCAUUAAAUCUGACUUAAAGGUUCUUUUAUUUCCACACAGGAUCUAGAAAAGGCUGCCGUCUGAUUGGACCAUCCAAAAUGUCUCCAUCCAAUCCGUCUGAGCUUCAAAAGUCUCGUUUCAUUUGGUCUCCAUGGCUUUUUAUAAAGGUCAUAACUUGUUAAAUUCCUUUAAAUCUUUUUGUGGGAUUUAAAUGCUGUUUUCCGGAGUGGUUGGAAUCGGACCUCGGCUCUCCCGGAUCACACGGGUCCAUUUGGAGACACAAACCCAACAGAACUGCGGCGAUUUCACUGGAGGAACGCGUUUCCGUUUUCUUUCUGUUGGGCGAAUGAGGAGGAAGAGGAGCGGUCCGGACUCUUCCUCAUGUUGAUGACAUUUUUUGGGAUUCUGGUGGGAUAACAAGGAUUUUAGGUUUUUGGUUUUUGGUUUUUUUUCCUGAAUCUGAAACUUUUCUUCAUCUUCAAACAGAAGCUUCAGUUUUUCAGCUGUUAAAAGUAUUUGGACCACCUGGAUGAUUCAGAACCAUUUUCUCUCUGAGCCCCAGAGGUGAUGAUGAUGAUGAUGAUGAUGAUGAUAAUGGAGACAGAAGGAAACAGAAUUAAUUCACAUGAAUCUCAAAAGUUUUUUCCAUAAUGUUCAUUUGAAGAACAUUCAGUUUAAAAAAAUCACCAAUUGUCAAAAUAGUCAUUUUCUCCAAACAUGAUUUGAGAAAAAGAAAAGUAAUUUAUAAAUAUGUUUUGACCAAGAAGAGCAAAACGAAUGAAUGAAGUUUUAUUUCUUUUAUUUCUUGAUUUCUGCUUGCUGUGUCUGGUCAUGGCCACCAGGGGGCAGCCUCAUCAGACCCGGUGGAGUUUGGCUCCUUUUUUAAAAUCAUUUUAAAAUUAAUACCUGUCACGUCAUUCAAAGUAAUGACACAUUUUCCAUUAAAUAAAUCUUUUAUAUUUUUGGUCCACAAAAAAAUGCUGAAAAGCCAAAAGUGUAACUAAAAUAUAUUUUCUUUUUGUCUUGCUUUUGCAAUCAUAAUUUAAUAUCAAAUUGAUGAAAUAAAUGUUAUUUCUGAGCAAUAGAAAUGCAAGAGAUAAAUGAAGAAUAUAUAAAAAUGUAAAUUAUAGGUAAAUAUUGAUAUGUUUUAUUUUAUCUGUGCUAAAAAAAGAAAACUUAUAUUUUUCAUGAAAACUUUUUGUUGAAAAAAAUCAUGAGCAUCUGAAGGGAGAAGAAACUGGAACCUUUCUUGUUUUUAUAUUUGAAGAAACUGAGUUGUUUACAGGGUUGUUUUAUUUCUGUGUAAAAUUGAAAUCCCAUGACGUUAUCAAUUCACUUGAUGAUGCAGAGUUUCUGUGUUUGGUGGAAAUCUAGAUUUUCUGAAUCUGAUCUGAACUGACAGCCUGGAGCGCCCCCUGCUGGACGGUUUCAGCUCUGGGUUCCAUGUCCAUUUCCUGUUUUUCUCAAACUGUUGGGACAGUUUGUGUGGUUGCACUUGGUUGUUGGUUUGUAUCACAGCUUGUGAGUUUGUAAAUACUUGUUUUGGUAAAGUUUUAUAAAUCAAACACUAAACUCUGGA